CUAGGCUCGAUGGGCUAGGCUUGCCAUAAUCCGGAAAUACGUACAGCUGUUUCAUUGGUUAGCUCAAGGGGUGUCCAGCGUUGAUUCACAUGUGUACAACCGGUUCGGAGCUUCCUCGCCUAGGCCUAGCUAGCGCUAAGCUGCACCGCACUGAUACGUAUACGUGUGUGCUAUAUUGUAAGGUCUUUUACGAGUAAAAACUGAAGGGCUACCGCAACGAUGGCGCCGUCUUUGACAGAUAUUCUUUGCAGUGUUCUAACUGUGUUUUGUAUAUUUUCAACAGAAAAUAGCAGAUCAUGGACAGAAGCAGUACAAAUGGACUACGAGUAUGUGACGUGCGGAUCAACAGUAAAACUUAUCAACCAAAAAUAUAACGUUAGAUUACAUUCACAUGAUAUACACUAUGGUUCAGGGAGUGGUCAACAAUCUGUUACAGCCGUCGAUUCAACUACAGAUAAAAAUAGCUAUUGGCAAAUCAAAGGCAAACUUGAUAAGAACUGCAUAAGAGGAGCACCAGUUAAAUGCGGAAGUACAAUAAGGCUUCAACAUGUAGCAACCAAACGCAAUCUUCACAGUCAUAAUUUCCAGUCGCCUCUCUCAUCAAACCAGGAAGUGAGCUGUUUUGGGGAAGAUGGGCAUGGUGAUGAAGGUGACAACUGGGCAGUAAUAUGUUCAACAACAAACUGGAAGAGGAAUGAACCAGUGAGAUUCAAGCAUGUAGCAACAGAAAAUUACCUGAGUAUGUCCGGCCAGACCUACGGGAGACCUAUCCACGGUCAGAGGGAAGUGUGUGGUCUAUCGUCCCUGAGCACUGCUAACCAGUGGAGAGCGGUGGAAGGCAUCUUCGUGAAGCCCUCAGAAGGGUCCACAGUGAGCUAAUGAUAGUCUGUGUUAUAAUGGAUUCCAUCAUCAGAUUGUCAUCGUUCUAAUAUUGUUCGGAUUAACGUCUGUGUUCUGUUGGUGAACAAAUAAUUAUACAUUUAUCGUUUAUUCAGUGCUAAAAGAGCAUUAACUCUGUGUUAAAGUAUAUGAUUUAAUGGCCUUCUGGCUCCAAACAGACGAUAUGUGCUCAUAUUAAAGAGUUUAAUCAAACCUCUCUAUGAAGGCCAUCUAUGGGAUACACAAAAUGGCCUUUCUAGACAGGUUCUACAACAAGAAGUUUUUCUUAAGAGGAUAAUUAUUGUAAAUGACCACUCUAGAAAGAUGGCAAUUGUAAAGAAAAUACCACUGUACACAGAUGACCAUUACACACAGAUAACUUUUAUACAGAGGUGGCCACUUAGACAGGUUUUAAUUCACUUUCUAUUUGUGGCGAUGGGAAUAUGUUUGGUGUACAGCAGCUGUCCAAUACUGAUGCUGCUUGUGCAAAGUUCUUUCCCCUUUUUUUACAAUUUAUUAUUUAGCUUUUGUUGUAUUGGUAUCGUCAUCCAUGGUAGGAGAUAUAACACACAAUUAGUUUAGUUUUUUUUUUGGGGGGGGGCGGCAGGGAAUGUGAAGUUUUUAAAAUUCUGUUCAGCUCUUUUUGAAUCCUUGUCUAUUUAUUAAGUCCUAGCUCAUUUGGGUUAAAACGGGAUAUUAGAGCUGUUCAGAUCCAAGAGGGUCAUUAACUCUGAUAUAUAUAUGAGUAAACACCAUUCUUGGGCCAAACAGACGAUAUGUUGUCUGAAGUCAUUCAUACCAGACCUUCAACAUUCCUGAUUCCUCUUUCAUGAAUAUUUCCAGUCAUUGUUUUUCACCAAUUAAUUAAAGAUCAAAGGAAGAUAUUCUUACCUUAGAAUUCCAUUCAUGCCUAAGUUUUAGCCUAAAUGUUGUAUUAGUACUUAUAGCUCAUUAGCACAAGGUCUUCUGAUCCCCAUUCCUUAAAGAAUAGCUAUAACAUUAUACUCUUAUCACAUUACCUAAAAGUGUAUAGAGAGAAAGACUAUUUGACAAUUUUCUUUUCAUUCGACCUGAAAUUUUUUGAAAGCUUUAUGUCUUUGUUAGCCUUUUGUCAUAUUUGUUUGUUUUAUUCAAUUUAAAAAUUAAACCAAGUUGCAAACUGUUCCAAGUAUAUAUUUAUGGUUUCACGUGGCUAAGUUUCAGGUUAAGAUACUUAAUGAAUAAAACACUGCUCUCUUACAAGGGCUAACUUUGACAAAAAUGUGCCAAAGGUUUCUGGUCUGUAUAGAUUCCGUACCUCACCACUUACACUCUCCCAAUAUAAUGGUAGCACUGGAAAAUAAAGAGUUUUGUAAGAAAAAAUAUGCUUUCUUCCCUUCUAAUCCCACCUGUCACAAACCUCGUCAAACUUUUGUCUCUGCUUUGGAGUCGGUCAUUGUUAUUGUUGCAAUUUAAAGGAACAAACUUGAUUCUUAAGCCGAGUGUACAUGGAAGUUAUUUUCACAUCUUAAUGUAUUUUGAUAUAUCCAGUUAACACUUUGUUCAUGAUUACUUCACUACUGAAUUUUAGCGUUUGAAAUUUCACAACGUUUUUUCUGGUCUAGAGGGAGUGUACAUAAUUAUGCAGUAUUGAUAUAUCUUGCAUUGAGAGCAAGGAGAACGUUAAAUUUACUCCACAUGUGUUAUCUCUAAGUUAACGCUCUUUUAGCUCUGAACAGAUGAUAUCGUGUUAGCACAAUAAUCUGAACUCUGGUGCUUCAGUGUUAGGUGGUUGUCAAAUCAAAUGUGAGAGUUCUGGCAUUGGUCUCAAGUGUGUUGAAUGUAUUUAUACGAGCGUGGAUAGUGUUUUCAUUUUGAAGAGAGAGGGGUUACUGCACUUCUAAUAUUUUCAAUAUCUGUUGAAAUGCAAUCUUUUCAGUUUAUUGCAAUAGAAGGAUGUCAAAUUCACAACAAACUGUAAUCACACACUAAUACAGUUAUAUGUACACACUCACUUGUGCAUUAUGUAUUACUUCUACUUCACAAAGUAGUUCCAUAGAAUGUGAAAGUCAUAAGAGAUUAAACUCUGUCACAUUUUCUGGUAAGGAAAUGGAAUUUUAUUCAGACAACACCCUGUUGUGUACUCAGAUUUUACUGUAGAUUUAAUGAUUAUAUCUAUAUCAUUUUAAAAAUCAUUAUUUGUUGUGAUUUGUCAAAUAUGUUAAGCUGUUCUGUCUCUACAUGUUUCUCAACAAUUCAACCGUUUCUAUUCUUGUCUAUUUUCACAAUAUUACUCUUCACCACUCAGUAAUAAAUGUAUUAACUGUUAAUGUCUAUUAUUUGUCUAUUGGUGUAUGAAGAGUAAAGUCCACAUGGUCUUCCUGUACUCACAAAAAUAAAAUGUUUUAAAGAUUAAAAUUCAAGUCAGAUUUACAUAGUAAGAGCAUUUUGCUUUAUUUAUUUAUGCAUAAGCUGAGUGAUAUCAUGAUAUUUUAGUGUUUGGUAAAUUAACUUUGAUAGGCAGAUUAAAAGAAUACAACGUAUGGAAUACAGGAAAGACCAUGUGGAACUUUUAAAAGAUGUAAAGGAAAUCUAGUUCAAAGAAAGUCACUUUAUUUGUUCAGCCGUAUGUCGACGUGAUAUUACACUGUUUUUCCACAGAUUUCUACAAGAAAGUGUUUUGAGAUGUUCUUUGGAAUCAGUUGUGAUGGGUUUUCUUGUAUGUAUAACCGGUAUUGUAAAGACGAAAUAGGUUUAGGACAAAGCGGUGUAAUACGCUUUGUUGUAAAUGAGAAUUGUUUGGAUUAUAUGACGGACAAAUGGGCUGUCCUGAAACUAGUGUUUGAAAGAAAAAGGUGAUGUGGUUAUUUGGUCGUUAAUGUGCCUUCGAUGUGAUGAUUUUUUUUUCUUCUUCAUAUUCCAAUGACUUUUAUUAUUGCAAUUAUAAUUUCAUUAAAUCAGUUACACAUCACAUGAUAAA
Molecule: messenger RNA, 3838 nt
Organism: Strongylocentrotus purpuratus (purple sea urchin)
Lineage: Eukaryota; Metazoa; Echinodermata; Echinoidea; Camarodonta; Strongylocentrotidae
Product: stromal cell-derived factor 2
Exons: 6
Coding region: 220-879 (219 amino acids)
Source: RefSeq, a predicted model, not a curated record